Molecule: messenger RNA, 509 nt
Organism: Eurytemora carolleeae
Lineage: Eukaryota; Metazoa; Arthropoda; Copepoda; Calanoida; Temoridae
Product: axoneme-associated protein mst101(2)
Exons: 3
Source: RefSeq, a predicted model, not a curated record
AUGGAAAACUGUGAAGAAGUUUACAAGGAAAACUGUGAAGAAGUUUACAAUGAAAACUGUGAAGAAGUUUACAUGGAAAACUGUGAAGGGGUUUACAAGGAAAACUGUGAAGAAGUUUACAUGGAAAACUGUGAAGAAGUUUACAAGGAAAACUGUGAAGAAGUUUACAAGGAAAACUGUGAAGAAGUUUACAAGGGAAACUGUGAAGGGGUUUACAAGGAAACUUGUGAAGGGUUUACAAGGAAAACUGUGAAGAAGUUUACAAGAGAAUGUGUGAAGGGGUUUGGUAAAUAUAUCUGUCCUAAGAUAGUACAGGACACUCUAGAGGUGGAUACCUUGGAUAACAAGAUGAAUACCACUAAAGAGGACAUCACGGAGAACAAGAUGGAUACCCCUAGUGAGGACACCACGGAGAACAAGGAGGACAAUAAUACCGUUCUCCAGUACGACGAUGAUGAGCCAAGAAUUUGCAAAAGUAUUUUACCUAAGUGUUUUCAGCUUGGAUAUAG